AUGUCAAAAGUCAAAACACUUACAAUCGAAGUAUCCUUAGAUUCGUUAGUGCCAUCUGAACCCUACCAACUUCCUCUAUUUAUAAAUUUUCCCAAUAAUAUGCAAGUUCCCUGUUUCAUUAGAUCACACAUCUUCUUCGACUGUAACAAAGUUGACUAUUCUAACAUUCAUUCUUUUAUUUCCAAUUUCGACUGGCCAUCUACUUUAUCAGCUCUUAGUCUGGAUUCAGCUUUUAAUACCUUGUAUGAUCCUUUUCACAGGGCUGUCUUACGUUUUGUACCAAUGCACUACUUUAGACAAUCAACCUAUCCUAUUUGGUUCACAGAAAAAUUAAAAGAAAUUUUAUUUUUUUUUAAAAAAGACACAUGCAAAAUUUAA
Molecule: messenger RNA, 378 nt
Organism: Macrosiphum euphorbiae (potato aphid)
Lineage: Eukaryota; Metazoa; Arthropoda; Insecta; Hemiptera; Aphididae
Source: the annotation of a GenBank genome assembly